Cimex lectularius (bed bug) is the source of this 3187-nucleotide messenger RNA. RefSeq names its product paired box protein Pax-6-like. Gene Ontology annotation, molecular function: RNA polymerase II cis-regulatory region sequence-specific DNA binding; DNA-binding transcription factor activity, RNA polymerase II-specific. The transcript has 11 exons. Gene Ontology annotation, biological process: regulation of transcription by RNA polymerase II; anatomical structure development. The record is from RefSeq and is a predicted model, not a curated record. Lineage: Eukaryota; Metazoa; Arthropoda; Insecta; Hemiptera; Cimicidae. The coding region runs from base 134 to 1603 and encodes 489 amino acids.
GGGAGAAGGUAGAACCGCCAGGACACAACAGCAUCCUCAACCACGUGGUUCGUUACGCGAUAUGUGUUCUAGUGUUCAGUGGACCACUUCCUAGCGAAUUUUAUCAACACUCCUUUAUUUCUUUUAAAUAAGGAUGCUGCAAGGACUGUCCAGGCCCGAGCAGGGGCUCAUACCUCCUCAUCACCAGCCUUUGACUCAUCACGGCCUCGGCCACGCGACAUCCUGGACGACGUCAUCGCCGCCCGACGACCUCCCGCACAAAGGUCACAGUGGUGUGAACCAGUUAGGAGGGGUCUUUGUCAGUGGACGCCCCUUGCCGGACUCUACGAGGCAGAAGAUCGUGGAACUGGCACACUCCGGAGCACGGCCAUGCGACAUCUCGAGGAUCCUCCAGGUCUCCAACGGGUGCGUCUCUAAAAUCCUUGGAAGGUAUUACGAGACGGGAUCCAUCAGACCGCGGGCGAUUGGCGGAUCGAAGCCGAGGGUAGCGACGACGGAGGUCGUUUCCAGAAUUUCCCUCUACAAAAGGGAAUGCCCUUCAAUCUUCGCAUGGGAAAUCAGGGACAGGCUCUUGGCGGAAGGGGUCUGUACCAACGACAAUAUCCCCAGCGUAUCUUCAAUCAACCGAGUACUUAGGAACCUCGCCGCCCAAAAAGAAGUCCAGGUGCCUUGUGCCGUCUCCCCGAGCACGGAUAUCGUCUACGACAAACUGAGGAUACUCAACGGCCAGUCAACCUCGUGGCCCAGGCCGACCCACUGGUAUCCAAGCACAGGUGGAAGCCCCUUUUCAUCAAUUCAACCGACUAGCGUGAGCCCUUCAGUUCUGGCCGAUGUCACAGACCUACCCUCGUCAAAGAAAGUGGCGGAAUUAGACGGGGUUCCUUCCGAUGAGACGUGCACGUCAGCCGGCGACAAUUCCAAUCCCGGAUCUUGUGUCGGAGUGGAGGAAGACCAAGCUAGACUUCGUCUGAAAAGGAAACUUCAAAGAAACAGGACUUCUUUCACAAACGAACAAAUAGACAGCCUAGAAAAAGAAUUCGAGAGGACGCAUUAUCCGGAUGUCUUCGCUCGCGAGAGGUUGGCGGCGAAGAUCAGUUUACCCGAAGCGAGGAUUCAAGUUUGGUUUUCAAAUCGUCGGGCGAAGUGGCGAAGGGAGGAGAAGCUGAGAAACCAAAGGCGAGGAGGAGAGCAAACCGUAUCCACAGAAGGACCCGCGUCCCCGGCUCGUCUUUCCAAUUACACCCCCAACCCGAUGUACCACCCGUCCAUCCCGACGCCGAUAUCAAUGAACGAUUCAUACAGCUCGAUGUCAGGCUUCAGUAUGGUGAGCAGCGGAGGCAUGAGCCCGACUGGAGGGCCGGCCGCCUGCUUGCAGCAAAGGAGCGAGUAUUGCAUGGGAAGAAACUACGAUCCGAUCUCAUUACCGUCUUAUCCUGGGCAUAGGCAUUCACCGUGCAGCCCAAGCCAAGCUCCAUACCAAUCGCAGUAUUCAGCAAACACAGUUUCAUCCACAGGACUGAUUUCUCCUGGCGUUUCUGUGCCGAUCGCCGUCCCUGGCCAAAGUCCCGAGAUGGCCUCGCAAUACUGGCCUCGUCUUCAGUGACCAUGGUGGCCAUAAAUCAGUUCAGUCAAGUUUUCACGUUUAUCGACAAACUAACUCGUUUUGUGUUAGCUGUCGAAAAAUCAGAAACCGUCUUCGCUGGUUUUUAAUUUUCAAAACGAUAACAUUGCAGUAUGUGAACAAUUUAUAUGUCGUUACAAGUGUAUUUGCUCAAACUGAUGAACACGUGGAACAAACUGAUUUGUUCUCAACAAUGCUACGUUUCUUGCUCAGUUCACCCGACACUUAGGCGACUGGUGUUUGUAUUAUUAUCGUUCCAUCAUAUCACAGAUGUAUUUUCCUGACAUUUGAGAUGUUACCGUAAUAAAUAAAAAUAAUUAAAGAUUCGAAUCUCAUCCGCGUUAUACGCAGAUUAUUGUUUCCAACUUUCAAUGCAUUGUCGGAAUAGGAGAUCCCUAUACAAUUGUCGAGUCAGGAGGCUUUCACCGUACUGAUUAUGAGUCGAACGGGCGUUUCAAAAAAAGAAUUUUCCACAUUUUUAAAAUAAGUGAUUGGAAAAUUUCAUUCUCGCCAGUUUGAAAUUUGUUUUCUGGUCAUUAAUGUAAAAAUAAAUAAGGACCUUUCGACAAAGAGUUUAUAUGUAAAAAAAAAACUGCAUCCCAGGUUUAGCCCAAUUCAGAGGAAAUAAUUUUUUUUCUCUUUUAUGCAAUAAAUGUUCUCUUCCAUAAAUUAGUAUCUAGUCUUUAUUAUUGCAGUUUAAAAGAAACGAUUAUAUUACACAAAUGAAUAAUGCAUUCCUAGAUAAUAUUCUCUAAUUUUACUAAUCUUAAAUCAUUAUUUUACGAAUUUAGUUGUUUUAAUUGAUGUAAAAUAUUGAAGUAAUUGUAAAUAUUUAUGUAUUCCGUUACCAAAGUAUUUUUUUCUCUAAUUUAUUGUGAAAAUCUGCUUGGAAUAUAACACUACUUUUUACACGAUUCUCCUGUAAAACUGUUGUUAUAACAAUAUAAUUAGUUAUUUUCGGUAGCCGGUAGUUAGCUACUAUCUGUGUAUAUAAAAACCUUUACAUAGGUUACUGAUGACAUAGACGUUUUUGUGUAUCUGUAUUAAUGUAUUCUUGCACUCGACGAUAUUUUAAAUUUGCCAGUUCAAGAAAUGUUGCCGACUCCUCUUUUCUGUAAUAUCGUAAUAGGAAAAUAUAGAUUAAGUAAGUUUUUAUUUAAAAAAGGCCAAUUUUAAUGCACAGAUUAAAUAUGGGACUCGGUGAAAUUGGAACCCGAAAAGGAAGAAGUUCACCCGGUUCAAACUUCACUAAAUAAUAAGUGUUUUGAUUUUCAAACUGUAAUUGAGAAAUCAGUUCGGUUUCCUGAGUCAUAAGGUUAACCUUACAAUUAGUACUGAUUAUCUAUGGGCAUGUAAAAAAAUAAAACAAUUGUAAAGUUAUAUAAGAAAAAAAUCAUUGUGAAAAUGUAUAUUGAAAUGGGAAAGUAGAGUGGCAAAUUAUAAAUUGUACACGAAAUAUUUAAUUAAACCAUAUGACCAUAAAUGUUAAUUUCUAAUGGCAUGUGUAAUGAAAAAUAUGUAUAUAGAUUCAUAUGUUAUUUAAAGCUAUGUGUGUAUUUAUUAAUA